Molecule: messenger RNA, 3260 nt
Organism: Myodes glareolus (Bank vole)
Lineage: Eukaryota; Metazoa; Chordata; Mammalia; Rodentia; Cricetidae
Source: RefSeq, a predicted model, not a curated record
UUCCUUGUGAAAGGGAUGCACCUGGUCUGGUGUGUUUGCACAGCCCCCGCCCUCAGGUGCUGGAGAAGGGAGCGCUUCCUGAUGCCAAGUCUCAUUUGUCCCCCAGGAAUGGUCCUCGUGAGGAGUGAGAAUGGGCAGUUGUUAAUGAUCCCUCAGCAGGCUCUGGCCCAGAUGCAGGCCCAUGCCCAGGCCCAACCUCAGAGCACCAUGGCACCCCGUCCUGCAACCCCCACAGGUGCUCCACCUGUCCAGAUCUCUGCCGUGCAGGCUCCAGGAACACCUAUUAUUGCACGGCAGGUGACCCCAACUACCAUAAUUAAGCAAGUGUCUCAGGCCCAGACGACGGUACAGCCCACUACAACCCUACAGCGAUCUCCUGGGGUACAGCCUCAGCUGGUUCUGGGUGGUUCUGCACAGACAGCAUCGCUUGGAACAGCCACAGCUGUUCAGACAGGGACACCUCAACGAACAGUCCCUGGGGCCAGCACCGCCUCCACAGCUGCCACGGAAACUAUGGAAAAUGUGAAGAAAUGUAAAAGUUUUCUGUCUACGUUAAUAAAACUGGCGUCUUCUGGUAAACAGUCCACAGAGACGGCGGCUAAUGUGAAAGAAUUAGUACAGAACUUGCUGGAUGGGAAAAUCGAAGCAGAGGAUUUCACUAGCAGGUUAUAUCGAGAACUGAACUCUUCACCUCAACCUUACCUUGUGCCUUUCCUGAAGAGGAGCUUACCUGCCUUGAGACAGCUGACCCCAGACUCUGCGGCCUUCAUCCAGCAGAGCCAGCAGCAGCAACCACCCGCCUCGCAGGCCACUACUGCACUCACGGCUGUGGUGCUGAGCAGCUCGGUGCAGCGCACAGCUGGGAAAACAGCUGCCUCGGUGACCAGCGCCCUCCAGCCCCCAGUCAUCAGCCUCACGCAGCCCACACAGGUUGGCGUUGGCAAGCAGGCACCGCCCACACCACUGGUGAUCCAGCAGCCCCCGAAGCCUGGAGCCUUGAUCCGGCCCCCGCAGGUGACCUUGACGCAGACACCCAUGGUCGCAUUGCGGCAGCCUCACAACCGGAUCAUGCUCACCACACCACAGCAGAUCCAACUGAACCAGCUGCAGCCAGUCCCUGUGGUGAAACCCACCGUGUUACCUGGAACCAAAGCCCUGCCUACUGUUUCUGCACAAGCAGCUGCUGCACAGAAAAACAAGCUCAAGGAGCCAGGGGGAGGCUCCUUUCGGGAUGACGAUGACAUCAACGAUGUUGCAUCAAUGGCUGGGGUGAACCUGUCUGAAGAAAGUGCAAGAAUAUUGGCCACAAACUCUGAGUUGGUGGGGACACUGACUCGGUCCUGUAAAGAUGACACCUUCCUCCUCCCCGCACCUUUGCAGAGGAGGAUACUGGAAAUAGGUAAAAAGCACGGCAUCACGGAACUCCAUCCAGAUGUAGUGAGUUAUGUGUCUCAUGCCACACAGCAAAGGCUGCAGAAUCUUGUAGAAAAAAUAUCUGAAACAGCUCAGCAGAAAAACUUCUCUUAUAAGGAUGAUGACAGAUACGAGCAAGCAAGUGAUGUUCGGGCUCAGCUCAAAUUUUUUGAACAGCUUGACCAGAUUGAAAAGCAGAGGAAAGAUGAGCAGGAGAGGGAGAUCUUGAUGCGGGCAGCAAAGUCUCGAUCCAGACAGGAAGACCCAGAGCAGUUAAGGUUGAAGCAGAAAGCAAAAGAGAUGCAGCAACAGGAGCUGGCGCAGAUGCGACAGCGAGAUGCCAACCUCACUGCGUUAGCGGCGAUCGGGCCCCGGAAAAAGAGGAAAGUGGACUGUGCCGGGCCGGGAUCGGGAGCAGAGGGCUCAGGCCCAGGCGCAGCGGUCCCAGGCAGCUCCGGUGUGGGAACCCCCAGACAGUUCACACGGCAAAGAAUCACGCGGGUCAACCUCAGGGACCUCAUAUUUUGUUUAGAAAACGAGCGUGAGACAAGCCAUUCACUGUUGCUCUACAAAGCAUUCCUUAAGUAACAGGAUGAGCCGGUGUUUCUGAUGGGAUGCCUGCGGACUUUUUUAUAUAUUUGCAGAUUACGCCUUUUUGUAACAAGCAAAUGGGAUAUUGUUUAAAAACAGCCACCCUUUACAGUGGAGCAGUUUUAUACUCCUGUUUCUAAGUCAGCUCUUCAGCGCGGCAGAACCAUGUCUGCAGCAGAGAGAAUACAGGCCUGUGGAUGCUCUUACAGGACAGCUGACCCAAGCUCAUCCUCGACUGAGUGGCCUUCUUGCCAAACAAGCCAUAUUUAAAGACUGAUGGAAGCGCUUAGCAAAUAAUUAGCAGUUGCUCAUCCUGUGUGCGUCUUGGUUCAGUUCACUCUGACUCACCCACUGGGUGUACGUCUGCAGCCGGUGACCUCAUUUCACUCACGUUACUGUUGUAGCAGUCAGUUGGCGAAGCAAACUGAUUUUUAGACUAUUUAUCACCCCCACCCACCCACCCUGUCCCUCACCUCCCUUCUACGUGAAAUUCCCCAGGACACAGCCUCUGAGCAGGGUUGCAUUUCUGCUAGUGGAGGCUGGGGUGCAGCACCUGUACAAAUACAUUUUAUUUGCUGCAGUUUCGAAGCUGUAAAGUGGAAGGAAGCGAGAACCUUUUCAGCAUAAAUAUAUUUUACUUGCACUGUGUUUUUAGCUCAGAGUGAAAACUUAGAUGAAAUAAAUCAGAGUUGAGAAGAAUCAACAACAGACUGUUUCUCAGUGUGGAUCAAGUGUUGGAAAUGGUUGGUGUAUUUUGUCAGUAAUUGUACAUAAUUUUUGGCACAUAACAUAAAAUGGCUAUGUAAACUAUAAUUAUUUUGCUAAGAGACUGUAUGCAAGCUGUGGCCAACCUUACAGGCGUCCAGAGCAAAGCCCUUCUUUGUACCUAUUUUUUUAUUACAAAUAUACUAAUUGGUUCUUUAUAUUUUCAGAGGUUAUUGUAUUAAAUUGUCUAUUGAUAGUACUUUUAUGACUGUAAAUACUUUGGCUUUCUCCGUGUGGAUUCUCAUGUUAGACUUUAAUUCGCACGUGUGAGCGGAACGCUGAUCAGUAUUUUUUACCAACACCCGAGAACUGUUACACCUUUCAUUUUAUCUUUUAGGAAAUCCCGUCUUUCCAUUUUUUCAUGUAAAUUUUGCACAGUUACUUGUUCAUAUGUAAAUAUUUUACUUUCAAAAAUGAAGUUUUUAAUUGCUAUUGUUUUAUAUAGGAUUGAAAGAAAAUUAACUCCUUUAUUAAAAACAAAUUUAUCUGUA